Messenger RNA from Ilyonectria robusta, 1427 nucleotides. RefSeq names its product molybdopterin binding domain-containing protein. The transcript has 8 exons. Lineage: Eukaryota; Fungi; Ascomycota; Sordariomycetes; Hypocreales; Nectriaceae. The coding region runs from base 217 to 1200 and encodes 327 amino acids. The record is from RefSeq and is a predicted model, not a curated record.
AGAAGGCACAUAGAGGGGUGGUCGCAAGCGACAAUAAGCCCCGCCAAAGCCGAGCCAAAACCAGGCCAAAUCGAAUAACUGCGCCAGGCGAAACCCCACCUGUGCCGCCCUUGCUCUCUGAGCCAACGUCAUCCUCGGUCGAUGCAGCCGAACGUGUUUCCAUCUGCAAGUUAAAAGCUCUCCAGCCCCGGUCUCGCGGCAUUUUCGCAGCCACUCAUGUUCUCGCGUCUCGCCCAGAUCACGAAGCAUCUUUCAGCUCCCGCUGCGGCUUCGACUCGGCGAUUUACACUCGGAAGAAUGGCUUCCGCCGAUGAGCGCAAUGCGCGCACGAUUCACACCGCAGCGUGCUUGAUUAUUGGUGACGAGGUCCUGGGUGGAAAGACCGUUGAUACCAACUCGGCAUACGUCGCGAAGUGGUGUUUCUCCCUCGGUGUUAACUUGAAACGAAUUGAGGUUAUUGAAGAUGACGAAAGUGAGAUUAUUGAGGCAGUGCGAAGGAUGAGUGACCGCUACGACUUUGUCGUGACGAGCGGUGGCAUUGGACCUACGCACGAUGAUAUCACCUACCAAUCGAUUGCCAAAGCAUUCGGCCUCCCUUUGGUGCUACACCGAGAAACACUUGCGAAGAUGAAGUCGAUGUCCAAACCGCACCCAUCUCAGCCCAAGUUUGACUGGGAUGUCGACUCGCCCGCCCUGAAAGCUAAGCUCCGCAUGGCCGAGCUCCCGACGGACGAGUCCCGUGACUUGAAGAAGCAGUUCAUCUUCCCGCAUGAGGAGCUUUGGGUCCCAGUUGCAGUUGUGAACGGGAAUGUUCACAUCCUUCCCGGGAUCCCGAGACUUUUUACAAAGCUCCUUGAUGGAUUAAAACCUUUGAUUAUACCAAGGCUUGAGGGCAAGGAAACCCAUAGAAUUUUGAUUUCUACUCCCCUCCCAGAGAGUGGCGUGGCUGGAUUCCUCACCGAGUUGCAAGCCAGGGUUGAGCCCCGCGGCAUCAAGGUCGGCAGCUAUCCUCGUUGGGGCAAGAGCCGCAAUACUGUCACACUUGUCGGAAAGGAUCAGGACUACCUGGAGAGUCUCGUUGCUGAAGUGGAAAAGGGUGUCCAGGGCCUGCGAGUUUCACAAGAGGGUGAGGAUGAUGACCAACCCACCGAGGGAACACCGGAGAAGGACGGCGCAAACACGAAGGAGGGUGGAAAGUGAGUCUUGACAUAAGUCGGACGCCCGCGAUACUCAAAUGGACACCGAGGCCGACUAAGUGUUUGCCUAUUACACUGCACCGGCAUUGGCACGUGGCUGUCGUUUCGCCGAGAACCUUGACGUUUCAUGGUAAGCUGGGGCGUGUGUCAUUGGAUGAAAACGCCAUGCUCGAACGCAUCAUGUAUCAUUAGAUAGUCAGGGUAGUUAUAGAGGCGCAGUUUGAUGUUCGU